AUGUCUGAAUUGAAGAGUAAAAAGAGGAAAUUCAACGUCGAGGGUCGCGUUUUCCAGCAGAAAUGGGAGAGUCUGUACUUUUUCAGCAUUGUACAGAACAAGAUUCUUUGCCUCAUUUGUAUCAAAGAGAUCACAGUGCCAAAAGAGUACAAUUUACGACGACACUACGAGGCAUUCCACAGGGAUAAGUAUGAUGUUUUCGAAGGGAAAUUGAGAGAGGAGAAGCUGAAGAAACUGAAAUUGGAUAUGCAAAGGCAACAGAAUAUCUUCACUGUUGCCACCAAGUCCAAUGAUGCAGCUAUCCAUGCAAGCUUUGCAGUCUCGCAGAUCAUUGCAAAGAACUCCAAACCACAUACGGAUGGGGAAUAUGUGAAGAAAUGUAUGAUAAAGGCAGUAGAAAUUCUGUGUCCUGAAAAGGUGAAGCUCUUCCAUGCCAUCAACCUUUCAGCAAAUGCAGUUGCUAAUCAUGUAAACGUUUUUACAGAAGAUGAACAGCUUCAGGUCAAAGAAAAGUGUAAAGAUUUUGUUGCCUAUUCAAUUGCCAUUGAAGAAAAUACUAGUGUACCUGACCAUCUGCAGCUCGCUGUUUAUAUUAGAGGUAUCAGUGAUGAUUUUGAGUUGGCUGUGGAACUUCUGGGAAUGCUCCCAUUCAAUGAAAGCACCAGUGCUGAUGACAUAUUUUCUGGGUUGCUCAGUCUCUUAAGUAAACAUGUGUUGCCAUGGGAAAAAAUGGUUGGGUUUCUGAAUGAUGGAGCUAGAGUUAUGAUUGAUAAGAGUGAUAGUGUUGCUGCUAAAUUUAAGAAAAUUAUGAAGGAUUUUGAGGGAUCAUCUUCCUUCUUCACCAUGCACUGCAUAUUGCAUCAACAUGAAUUGUGUGCAAGCAGUUUGAAGAUGGACCAUGUGAUAGAUACAGUUAUAGAAAUAAUAAAUUAUAUUAGAGCAAGUGCCUUUACCCAUCAGGAAUUACUUGGAUUAUUAGAUGAGGUGGAAAGCGAGCAUAAUGAGAUUAUUACUCGGAUUUACUGGAAGCAAUCAGAGCAUUUUUGCAUGAGGAGAACAAAACCGUUGAUGAUUUAUGCAACGUAUCCUGGAUUAGCGAUCUAG
Nicrophorus vespilloides is the source of this 1104-nucleotide messenger RNA. RefSeq names its product general transcription factor II-I repeat domain-containing protein 2-like. The record is from RefSeq and is a predicted model, not a curated record. Lineage: Eukaryota; Metazoa; Arthropoda; Insecta; Coleoptera; Silphidae. The transcript has a single exon. Bases 1 to 1104 code for a protein of 367 amino acids.